CGAUGUGCAGCGACCUACGUGUUGUCGACAGCGUUAAACGCGUCUAAUUUAAAAAAAACAAAACAAAAAAAAAAACACCUUUGUAUGUAUAUUCCAAAGUUGCGGCGCUAGGGUUUUAAUUGCAGUGUUUUAAUAAUAUUUAUUUAAAAUGUACUGUCUUAUUCAAAAUAUUGUCCGUCACUCGCGUAAAAUCUGAUGUUAGCUCCCAACAUGUCUGCGCCCUAAGUAGCUACCUGUCUAAGACCGUUCAGACGUAGGAGAAAAGUGUAUAUGUUCUGCGACUUUCAAACGAAGCCAGCAUUGACAAGUGACCUCGCUUUAGCCACUGGACUUCCUAUCGUUACUAGGCGAUGUGGAAAUCUACCAGUGGCAGGUGUUUCAGGGCAGGCACUGGAAGCAUCCACAGCGUCUGGACUACAUGGGGGGAUAGACUGUGCUCUCAGACGACCGCGCCUCCACCCUCUUCCUCUCUGCAUCCUCUGAGGUCUCAGGCAGAAAAGGCAAAGCGGAAAAACAAGAGAGAAAAGGCUAUACUCAGCAGUAAUGUUGAUAACUCUGGAGUGAAAUGGUCAGAAAAAGAGAGGGCAAUAUACACCGGUGCCACGCUGCCUGGAGAGAAGAAAGACACCACUCUGCCCCUCCCACAGACGUACAGUCCAAAAUAUGUGGAGUCCUGCUGGUAUCACUGGUGGGAGAAAGAGGAAUUAUUCAGCCCCGAGAAACACAGGGAGAUCCCACAUGCUGUUGACAAGUAUUUCUCUCUUUGCAUCCCACCGCCAAAUGUCACUGGUGCUCUGCAUCUUGGACAUGCACUGACAGUGGCCAUAGAGGAUUCUUUAGCUCGCUGGCGCCGUAUGCAAGGCUACAAGGUGCUGUGGGUGCCAGGCUGUGACCAUGCUGGGAUUGCAACACAGUCGGUGGUGGAGAGGAGAUUGUUACGGGACUAUGGCAAGCGUCGGCAGGAAUACUGUAGAGAGGAGUUCCUGCAGGAGGUGUGGAAAUGGAAAAAGGAGAAAGGAGAUGAAAUUUAUCACCAGCUCAGGCAGCUAGGAGCGUCACUGGACUGGAGCAGGGCCUGUUUCACUUUGGACCCGGGCUUCAGCAGGGCUGUCACAGAGGCCUUUGUGAGGAUGUGUGACUUGGGGCUCAUCUACCGCUCUGAGAGCCUGGUUAACUGGAGUUGCAGCCUUGAGUCAGCCGUCUCAGACGUUGAGGUAAACUCAAAGCAGCUGUCUGGCAAGACCCUUUUAUCCAUCCCUGGUUACCAGCAGAAAGUAGAAUUUGGCACCAUGGUUACAUUUGCCUAUCCUAUAGAGGGAAAUGACGGAGAGGUCGCUGUGGCAACUACACGCCCUGAGACCAUGUUGGGGGAUGUGGCUAUUGCUGUGCAUCCUCAUGACCCCCGAUAUCAGAGUCUCCAUGGACAAAAAUGCAGACACCCUUUUACAAAUAGGCUGUUGCCUAUAAUCACAGACACUGUGGUGGACAUGGAGAUAGGAACAGGAGCUGUGAAGCUGACUCCUGCUCAUGACUUCACUGACUUUGUGCUUGCGCAGAGACAUUCUCUGCCACGACUCACUGUGAUUGGAGGAGACGGAACCAUGACCUCUCUCUGUGGCCAGUGGCUCAAGGGUGUAAAGCGAUUUGAGGCCAGAGAGAAAGUCAUUGGUGCACUGAUGGAGAAGAAGCUGUUCAGAGGAAAGAGGGACCAUGCCAUGUAUUUACCUAUUUGCAGCCGAUCUGGAGAUGUCAUUGAACCCUUGCUGAAGAAACAGUGGUUUGUUCGUUGUGAGGGAAUGGCACAAAAGGCAAUUCAGGCUGUUGAUGAGGGAGCGCUGGAAAUAAUUCCUCACUUCUACACUAAAAUUUGGAAGAAUUGGCUGUCUAACAUCAGUGAUUGGUGCAUUUCCAGACAACUUUGGUGGGGUCAUCAGAUUCCAGCUUAUCGAGUGUCUUUUCCAGACUCUGAUGACACACAAGAAGAGAAGUGGGUCUGCGCCAGCAGUGACGCACAGGCCAGGGAGCGUGCUGCCAUUAAGUUCGGAGUAAGCCCUGAUGCCAUGACUCUGACUCAGGAUCCAGAUGUGCUGGACACAUGGUUCUCUUCGGCUCUUUUUCCUUUUGCCAUACUAGGCUGGCCUCAGCAGACAGAGGACAUGAAGCAGUUCUAUCCCAAUACUGUUCUGGAGACAGGAAGUGACCUUAUCUUUUUCUGGGUGGCCAGGAUGGUGAUGCUAGGCACAGAACUGACUGGCCAGCUGCCCUUUAAACAGGUGCUCUUUCAUUCGCUGGUGAGAGAUAAGUAUGGCCGAAAGAUGAGUAAAUCUUUGGGAAAUGUCGUCGACCCUCUGGAUGUAAUCUCAGGUGUCUCUCUGGAGGGACUUCAAAAAAAAGUAAUGGAAGGGAAUCUGGACCCAAGAGAGAAAUCCGUUGCUAUGGAGGCACAGAGAAAAGAUUUCCCAGAGGGCAUUCCAGAAUGUGGCACAGAUGCCUUACGAUUUGCUCUCUGCUCUUACAAAGCACAAGGGGAGGACAUAAGUUUGUCCAUGUCUCGGGUGCUGGGCUGCAGACACUUUUGUAACAAGAUGUGGCAGACUGUGCGUUUCACCCUGGGUGCUCUUGUGGACACAGAUGUUCUAGUGACGCCGCUGUCUGAGACAUCUCCCGUGUCGAGCAUAGACAGGUGGAUCUGCUCGCGUCUCUCGGGCACCGUGCAGCAGUGUGAGAGCAGCUUUGAGAGCUACCAGCUUCACGCCGUCACGUCGGCUCUGCACUCCUUCUGGCUCCAUGACCUCUGUGACGUCUAUCUGGAAUGCAUCAAGCCAGUGCUGAAACAGCAGGACAUGGCGGCGAGGCAGGUAGCCACUGCUGUGCUCUAUCACUGCGUGUCUCUCUCUCUCUGCCUCCUCUCCCCGUUUAUGCCCUUUCUCACAGAGGAGCUAUGGCAGAGACUGCAGCCCUAUGGUCCAGACACUAACAGGGCUGUGACCAGCGUGUGUGUGCAGCCUUACCCAAAGGCCUCUCAGCUGAUUCACUGGCAAUUUCCUCAAGAGGAAGUUGAUUUCCCCCUGGUAAAGGAAGUGGUUAGGGUGGCAAGGUCACUAAGGGCCCAAUAUCACAUAACCAAGGAAAGACCUGAUAUGUGGGCAGUGUGCACACCAGACACGGCUCAGACCCUCUACAAUUUCAGCCAUGCUAUCUGUGUUCUGGGCCGGAUUUCUAACCUUUACCUGCACUGUCCUCUGGAGGGUGCUGCCUCCCUGCCAUUCUUCUCUGCACCUCCACCACCUGAAAGGAGCUUCAUUGGUGUGGCUGGCCAUUCCAUCCAGUUACACCUUGAUGUGCAGAAAUUCAGUAAUGCUGACAAACAGGUAACCCUCCUUUCCCAGCGCAGAGAAAAGCUUCUCUCCAAACUUCAGCGAUUUCUCUCUCAGACCAAAGUGCCAGACUACACAGAAAAGGCACCUGAGCAUAUUCAACAGGAGACACAAAAUAAGAUUGCAGCAUUAGAGCAAGAACUAAAGAGCAUUGAUAACCAGCUUUUAGUUUUGAAGGAUGUAAAAAAUGCUCCAGACAGUUAACGAAGAGUAAGAAGAGCGACAAAUAAUUGCAUCUACACUUCAAGCAGGCACUCUUUAAAUAAAUGUUUUUGUACACGUUGGCUGCAUGAAAUAACUUGCUCACCAUGUAACUAGCUACUCAGCUGUUCAGAUUAUGGAACCUUUACUGAGAAACAGAAUUCGUCUUUAUGAAAGUUGAGUACGGCCAGUUUGUUUGUUUUUUGGUUUUUUUUCAGCAAUAAAUAAAAAAUCAAGCUAAAACAUCACG
Messenger RNA from Electrophorus electricus (electric eel), 3828 nucleotides. It is a transcript of the gene vars2, whose product is annotated as valyl-tRNA synthetase 2, mitochondrial. Gene Ontology annotation, molecular function: ATP binding; valine-tRNA ligase activity; aminoacyl-tRNA deacylase activity. The record is from RefSeq and is a predicted model, not a curated record. Gene Ontology annotation, biological process: valyl-tRNA aminoacylation. Gene Ontology annotation, cellular component: cytosol. Lineage: Eukaryota; Metazoa; Chordata; Actinopteri; Gymnotiformes; Gymnotidae.